Messenger RNA from Misgurnus anguillicaudatus (oriental weatherfish), 5901 nucleotides. RefSeq names its product MBL associated serine protease 1 (gene masp1). Gene Ontology annotation, cellular component: extracellular region. Gene Ontology annotation, biological process: complement activation; proteolysis. NCBI's taxonomy places the organism in Eukaryota, Metazoa, Chordata, Actinopteri, Cypriniformes, Cobitidae. The record is from RefSeq and is a predicted model, not a curated record. Gene Ontology annotation, molecular function: calcium ion binding; serine-type endopeptidase activity.
CGCGCGCGCGUGCACACACAGGCACCGUGGGGGAGACCGCUUUGUGUAAACGGUUGCGAUGUGAUGUGUGGAGAAAACAAGAGUUUAGACAGAAAAACAGUAUAUUUUCAUCUGACAGAGAAACCAUGGAGCUCACGCGUGUUAUUAUAAUCUUGGCCCAGUUCGUGUGGCCACUGUGGUCUAAAGUCAUCCACCUCACGGAAAUGUACGGGAGCAUCCAGUCUCCGAACUUUCCCGAAUCAUACCCGAAAGAGACCGAAGUGCAGUGGAAUAUAACUGUACCAGACGGAUAUCAAAUACGACUCUAUUUUAUGCACUUUGACAUAGAGCCGUCAUACUUAUGCGAGUACGAUUACGUAAAGGUGUACUCGGAGAGCGAGGAGCUGGCUGUGUUUUGUGGGAGAGAGAACACAGACACAGAACGGGUACCUGCUGAUGAUGUCAUUACGUCCCCUAGAAGCGAGCUCAGUGUGGAAUUUCAUUCAGAUUUUUCCAAUGAGGAGCGCUACUCAGGGUUCGAGGCCCAUUAUAGUGCAUUUGAUGUUGAUGAAUGCAGAGACAGAAAUGAUGAAGAUCUCGUUUGUGAUCAUUUCUGUCAUAACUACAUUGGUGGCUUCUACUGUUCUUGCCGCUAUGGAUACCUGCUUCACGCUGAUAACAGAACAUGCAAAGUGGAGUGUAAUGACAGCGUGUUUACGGAGCGAUCCGGAGAGAUCGCCAGCGCAGAUUUCCCUAAACCAUACCCCAAGAGUUCAGACUGCGUGUAUCGCAUUGAGCAAGAGGAGGGCUUUCAAAUCACUCUGGAGUUUGAUGAUACCUUCGACAUCGAAGACCAUCCAGAAGUCUCCUGCCCAUAUGACUUCAUUAAAAUUCAGGCUGGAGACAGGGAGUUUGGUCCCUUUUGUGGUGACCGAUCACCGGGGAAGAUCUUGACAGGAAGUAACACAGUCAACAUCCUGUUUCACAGUGACAACUCGGGGGAGAAUAUCGGCUGGAAACUCACCUAUACUUCCACAGGUUCUGAAUGUCCUCCACCUACGACACCUCUUAAUGGUCAGCUAGAGCCUCUGCAGUCCAAUUAUAUAUUCAAAGAUCACAUUACAGUGACCUGUGACCCGGGAUACUCCCUACGACAGGAUGAUAAAGAAUUUGAGCAUUAUCAGAUUGACUGCCAGAAAGAUGGAUCAUGGAGCAGCGACAUACCACAGUGUAUAAUGGUGGAUUGUGGUCCAGUAGAUUUGGUUCUGGGUGAUGUGGUGUUUGAGAACUCUGAAAACAAUACUCUGUUUGGAUCUACAAUUCAGUACAGCUGUAAAGACUCACCCAUCAUCAAUAACACUUACACCUGUCAUCAGAGUGGGAAGUGGGUGAGUCAGGAUGGGACAUCACUGGUCUCCUGCUUCACAGGAGAUCAUGAUAAUACGUCAAAUACAUAUCCUGAACUCCAGCUUCCCAGUCCAUUAACCAGCACUCCCAUUGCAUGCGGCGAACAGUCCCAGCUCUUCCCAGCGCAACAGAAGCGAAUUGUUGGCGGGAGGACGGCAUCUCCCGGACUGUUCCCCUGGCAGGCUCUUCUCUCAGUAGAAGACACCUCGCGCGUACCCGAGGAUCGUUGGUUUGGCAGCGGAGCUCUGCUCACCCCAUCCUGGGUUCUCACGGCCGCCCACGUUUUGCGUUCUCAUCGGCGCGAUCUUUCCAUCGUCCCUGUCGCUCCCGAACACAUCCGGGUCCAUUUGGGCCUGACGGACGUACGGGAUAAACGAGCAGGCACCAACCGUUCCGUAGAGAGAGUCGUCCUUCAUCCGCAGUUCGACUCCCACAACUAUAAUAAUGACAUUGCGCUUGUUAAACUCAGUAUGGAGGUGGCGCUGUCUGAGUUUAUUCGACCUGUUUGUCUGCCGAGGCCUGCCGUUGAAGAUAAUGACCUGAUGCCUCAACCCAACACAAUGGGUGUGGUGGCGGGUUGGGGCAUCAACACAGCUAAUUCUUCCGCCUCUGCCAACGGCUUGACCUCGGACUCGGUUUCAGAGCUUCUGCAGUACGUCAAGCUGCCCGUUGUCCCGCAGGACGAAUGCGAAGCAAGCUACGCUUCACGCUCCAGCAACUACAACAUCACCACAAAUAUGUUCUGCGCUGGCUUUUAUGAAGGUGGUCCAGACACCUGUUUAGGAGACAGCGGAGGGGCGUUCGUCAUCCAGGACACCCGCAGUAGAAGAUGGGUGGCACAAGGACUGGUUUCCUGGGGUGGACCAGAGGAGUGUGGUAGUCAGAGGGUGUAUGGGGUGUACACCCGAGUGGCAAACUACAUUCACUGGCUACAUACGGAGAUGAACAUAGAGCGUUGGUGGUGAGGAAAUAGGAGGUACACUAGAGCUUAAAUCUUAUUAUUUUUUUAAACUUUAUGUAUUUUUUGCUCUAUAUUUUAUACAAUUUUAUACGUUUAAUGUCCCUUGGAGGAUGUUUGUAUUGCAAAUUUUAUUUUUGUGUAAGGAUGUCUGUUUGGCUACACGCUGUAAAAAGGAAAAGCUGUUGUACUUAAAGGAUUAGUCCAUUUUCUUAAAAAAAAAAAUUAUUUACUCACCACCAUGUCAUCCAAAAUGUUUCGCUAGAUAAGACCCUUAUGCCUUGUUUGAGAUCGUUUAGAGUCCUUAGAAACUGCAAUUUUAAACUGCAUUAAAACUGUUAAGUGUUGGGGUCCAUUAAAGUCCAUUAAAAUGAGAAAAAUCCUGGAAUGUUUUCCUCAAAAAACAUAACUUCUUGAAAAAAGAAAGACAUCAACAUUUUGGAUGACAUGGUGGUGAGUAAAUUAUCUGGAUUUAUCUGGAAGAAAAUGUACUAAUCCUUUAAGAAACUUGGUAACACUUUUAACCCUAAUAAGUCCCUUGGGGUCAAUCUUACCUCCAAGCCACUUUUCUUUAGUUUUUAAAAGAUGGUUCCUUUUAUCUCAGUGGAAUAAGAUUUUGUGAUUUUUCCAGAUUAUCUGUCAAGAUUCAUAUAAAAAAACUGGUCUUGAUUUCGGUCGUUCUAAAGAUGUGUAGAUUUUUUUUACCAAAAGAGGCCCUUUGGGGAUAAAAAUGACCCCAGUUGAAAUGAAUGGGAAAUGCAAAAAAUAAAAUAAAAUAAUGAUAUUUUUAUUUGUCAAAAAAAUCAAUGUAUCCAGAAUUAAUCAGAAAAUUUUAACACAGAAAGGUAGGCCUGGUACUAGAGCACAAAUGCAAUAUAGAAAAGACAUGCUCAAUCACACACACACGCACACACACGCACACACACACACACACACACACACACACACACACAGACAGACAGACAGACACACACACAUUCUGGUUUCCAUGUUUUGUGGGGACAUUCCAUAGACGUAAUGCAUUUUAUACCAUACAAACUGUAUAUUCUAUUCCCCUAACCUACCCCAUUCCCUAACCCGUGAUAAUUACCAGAUACACACACACGCACACACACACACACACUUCUGUGGCAUUUUGUAAACACAGACAUUUCAAAAUGCAUCAAAAACUUCAAAAAAUUCUACUAUUUGAAAUAAUAUUUAUUUUUAAUGUCCUUUCUAAUGUUUAUAUAAACAUAAAUUCACAAAAUGUUUCACUAAAGUAUUGAUGUUGAGCAGUUGGCCACAUAUGGGUGAUUCUCACGAAAACUUGGUUUUAAAAUGUCAAGCAUGAAAAUGUAAAAUGUAAAAAUUGCUUAAAUUUCCUUUUUUCCCACCAGACAUUGAAAAACUAAGUCAGGAGUAAAUGGGAACAUUAAUUUAAAAACGUUUACUUAUCAUUUAACACUUUUUGUAACAUAAUUUAAAAAAUUUGUCCUAAAAAAUCUUAUUACCGCAACAGUCAGAAAACAUCAACACUGACAUAUUUUCAAAAUGACAUGACAAACCUGAAAGAACAUAAUUUGGAGAUUCUGCACAUGCAUUUAAAAUCAAAGUAUUAUGCUUCUAUUAAUUAAAUUAACAUUUAAUAAGCAUCUGUUGCGGUAAUGAUAAUCAAAAUGUCGUGUAAGCAUUCUGACAAGACAAUAUUUCAAAUUAACUGUAAAAAAUGAUCUUACCUGGUAGCCAUCUUGAAGUAACUGGUCCAUGUGCUUGGUCACUCAAAAUCAAACUUUAUUAAAAUUCUGUAUGUGUGCUUAAACUGUUCUCAAAAAGUGUUGCGGAGGAUGAGAACAUCAGGCAUGGACACAUCAUUUUCCUAAUUUUUCUUCAUUAUUAUUAUACAUGAAUAUUGAGUAAAUAUUUCAUCUAAAGUAGUCUAGCAAAACAUCCAUUUAUUUUUUUUUCUUAAUAUUUUUGUGUUAAUUUGAUUAAAUUACAACAUAACGCAUGUUCAAACACAGCCGGACACAUUGCGGUAAUGAGAAUUUCAGCAGAAAAUGAGAUAAAAUUUCCAAUUAUAAAUUCUUAUGUUGAAAUCACACAUUGUGCAAGGUAGAACACAGUAUUGUGUUAAUUCUGAUGCUUUUUAAUGUUACUAUAUUACACAUUUUAAAGCUAAAAUCAUUAGUGCCGUGGUGUUUCAAUGGUUUCGUGAGAAUCACCCAUAUAGUAAAAUUAAUGGGUCUCUAUGGGCCUCUGCUGGUCAAAAUAAUUUAUUUCCUAAACUGUAAUUCUUUUGUUUUUUUCUAAACACCAAAUGGCCGAAUUCAACACAUAACAUCUAGAUCAAUAUCUAAAAACAAUUUAAAUCAAAUUUAGAUAAUAAUUUAUGUGAAUUUUUCAUAAAAAUGUGAUAUUUUACAGGCAAGCUAAUGGGGUAGUUGAGGAAUUGAGUGGUAAACAGGUACUUCAUAUCUCCCAAAACACAGCGUUAUUGUAUAGAUGGGAAGUAAAAAAAAAUAUAUAUUAUUUGUAUCAUUAAAAAAUUAUAUAUUUUUUUAAAUCACUCUUUUAAUUUCUGGGGUCAUUUUUACCCCCAAGGAACUCUAACGUAUACAGGAAAAUAGGGGCUUAUGAGGGUUAAAAAAAGUUUUAUAAACUUAAGCAUUUUCUCACUAAGUGAAAAAGUUAACGUGAAAAAACUUAAAAUGAAAAAAAAAAUACUUUGAUUGGUAACACCUAAAAUAUUAAAAAAAUUUCAACUAAAAUUUUAUCUAAAAUGUUACUUAAAGUAAGAAAAAUUGAGUAAAAAAAUCAAAUAUUUAAGCAUUGCCAAUUGAAGUUUUUUUUUAAGUUGAUCCAACUUUUACAUUUUACAGAGUACUGCAACUAUGUAUUCUACUUUUUUAUAUUUUUUUUAGACUAGACGCAGUAUAAAUACAAAGUAACUCCUUCGACUGAUGGUCGCUAUUAAACACAUAAACACUAGUAUUCAACAACACAUGAAGGUCUGCAUGCACUACAGAUGCAAGUUCUCAUUUAAUAUUUGUACUGUUAUCUAAAAUGCAUACUUUCCUAAAAUGUAUUUAUCUGAUUAAGUAUUGGUUAGUAUUUAGCCUUUAAAGAAAACAAAUAAUCUAUACACCAUGUAAGCUACAAGCAAAUAUAUUGUAUUAUAAAUCAAACACGUCUUUUGUUACAUGACAUUAUACCUAUUAGCACACAGAAUGUUACUGUUUUAUUUAAAAUAUCAUACCCUUAUUGAAAGUCAUUAAACAUGUUUUAUAAAAACCACAAAAAAAAUACAUUUCAUAAAAUAUGCGUAAGAGUUAGUUGUAUUGGCACACAUACCGUAUGGAUGUAAUUUGAAAUAAAUAAAUAUGAAAAUAAAUAAAAACUGUUGUUGUUUUCAUCUGUUAUACCCUAACUUUUAUUAUUCGUUUUUUAGGUUGUUGUUUGUGAAUCUGUUCGAUAGAGCUAAAAUGUUUAUCAUCGAUAUAACGUGUUAUAUCAUUCGAUAGCGAUAAUUAUUGAUUCAUUUUAUUAAGCUUUUGAAAAAACGACAAGUAGAAAAA